Thamnophis elegans (Western terrestrial garter snake) is the source of this 2863-nucleotide messenger RNA. RefSeq names its product adenylate cyclase 4 (gene ADCY4). The record is from RefSeq and is a predicted model, not a curated record. Lineage: Eukaryota; Metazoa; Chordata; Lepidosauria; Squamata; Natricidae. Bases 1 to 2193 code for a protein of 730 amino acids. Gene Ontology annotation, biological process: adenylate cyclase-activating G protein-coupled receptor signaling pathway; cAMP biosynthetic process; adenylate cyclase-inhibiting G protein-coupled receptor signaling pathway. The transcript has 19 exons. Gene Ontology annotation, cellular component: plasma membrane. Gene Ontology annotation, molecular function: adenylate cyclase activity.
AUGAUCAUAAAUGUGCAAAACAGGCUGAAGCUGCGUGAUGCCACCGGAGUGGACAUCAAUAUGAGAGUUGGAGUCCAUUCGGGAAAUGUCCUGUGUGGGGUGAUAGGUCUUCAAAAGUGGCAAUAUGAUGUCUGGUCUGAUGAUGUGACAUUAGCCAAUCACAUGGAGGCAGGAGGCGUGCCAGGGAGAGUUCACAUCACAGAAGCUACCUUGUCACACCUGAGUGGAAUGUACACCGUGGAGGAAGUUUGCUGUGUGCGAGACACUUACUUGAGGGAGAACCGCAUCAAGACUUUCUUAGUUGUUGAUCCCAAAGCUGAAGAAGAAAGUUCUCAUGACCUUCUCUCACCUGCACCAGGUGAGAGCCUCACGAUGAGGGCCUCUGUCCGGAUGACUCGCUACCUGGAAUCAUGGGGAGCUGCCAAACCUUUUGCCAACUUCAAACCUCUGGAUAAUCUCCCAGCAGAGGCAACAGGAUUUGUUCGGAAUAACCAUUCGGAUAUCUCUUUGGGAUCUUUGACCAUGGAACGGUGCCGUGCCCCCAGGAGCCCUGAUGAAGACUUGGAAGGUGUGGACGAGAAGUUCUUCCAACUGAUUGAACAGCUGAAUUCCCAGAAGCAAUGGAAGAAAUCUGAAGACUUCAACUGCAUCACAUUGUACUUCAAGCAGGAAUCUCUGGAGAAGGAGUACCGGCUUUCACCAUUACCAUCUUUUAAUUGUUAUACGGCCUGCAGCUUCCUGGUCUUCGUUUCCAACUUUCUCAUCCAGAUCCUUGUCGUUUAUAAAACAGAAGCACUGGGGAUCUCCUAUGGAAUUUCUUUCUUCUUGUUUCUCCUCCUCCUUCUCACCUGCUUUUCUGGUCACCUGGCGAAAUGUUUCCUGAAAGGUCCCAAGAUCUUCUAUUGGGUUCCAUCCAUCUUGGCCAAUGUUUGCACUCAACCAUGGCUACGUGUCUCCUUGGGUAUCAUCACUAUUCUUGUGGUUCUCACAAUGUCAGUGUUGAACUUGUUCUUUAUGCCAGAAACCUCAUGCUUUGUGAAGCUUGAAAAUUCUACCUUAUCAAGCAUGAAUACUGUACAGGAAUUCUCUCGGUUUAACUCCCUCUUCAGUGUGCCGUAUUAUAUCUACUGCUGUGUCCUGGGAUUCCUCUCGUGUUCCCUCUUCCUCCACAUGAACUUCGAGCUCAAGUUGACCAUGCUGAUACUGUGCCUUGUUGGCUACAAUGUGCUCUUCCUUCAUACCCAUUCCUGGCUCUCUGACUGCUAUGUUUCUCAGCUCUACCGUAAUCAAACUGCACUCAGACCUGGGGUGCUGAAGGAGCCCAAGGUGAUGGGAGCAUUCUCAUUCUUCAUUUUCUUCUUCACCCUCUUGGGUCUGGCUAGACAGAAUGAGUAUUACUGCCGCUUAGAUUUUCUCUGGAAGAAGAAGUUCAAGAAAGAACGUGAAGAGAUUGAAACCAUGGAGAACCUCAACCGGGUCCUGUUGGAAAACGUUCUCCCAGCUGAUGUAGCCCAGCAGUUCAUUCGCCAGAACCGGCGCAAUACGGAUCUCUAUCACCAAUCUUAUGAUUGUGUCUGUGUUCUCUUCGCUUCGAUCCCGGACUUCAAAGAAUUUUAUUCUGAAUCCAACGUCAACCAUGAGGGACUUGAAUGCCUCCGGCUGCUCAACGAGAUCAUUGCUGACUUUGAUGAGCUGCUUCUGAAACCGAAAUUCAGUGGGGUUGAGAAGAUCAAAACCAUUGGCAGCACUUACAUGGCAGCUACUGGCUUAAACGUGGCAGCUGGCCAGGAUAGCCAACAGGACAUUGAAUGGAGCUACACUCACCUGGGAACCAUGGUGGAGUUUGCCAUGGCAUUGGUAGCCAAGUUGGACAUUAUCAACAAGCAUUCGUUCAACUCUUUCAAACUCCGUGUGGGUAUCAACCAUGGACCUGUUGUGGCUGGUGUCAUUGGAGCUCAGAAACCCCAAUAUGAUAUUUGGGGAAACACUGUGAAUGUAGCCAGUCGAAUGGAGAGCACAGGAGUUCUGGGGAAGAUACAGGUCACAGAAGAGACGGCUAAAGCUUUGGAGACAUUAGGCUACACUUGCUCCCUUCGUGGAGUUAUCAAGGUCAAGGGCAAAGGUGAACUAAGAACUUACUUUGUCUGCACAGAAACAGCUCGUUCUUGCUCCCAAGCACCAAUGUUGAGCUAAAUAUCAUGAAAUGAGACUCUUGAGGGUUGGAAUUCUUGAUGAAUUCCUCUGGGUAGUUGGGGGACAGCAAGUGUCAUAUUUAAACAGACCUUUUUGGUUCUGCCGGAAGAGGCACCUACCAUGAGAAUUGGGAGAGACAGAGUCCAAGGAAGUCCCAUUUUGUCUUCUAUGAGGAAACCUCCAGCUCCAUCACCACAGCAAGCCAAUGUUUGACUGUAAUUGCAAGUGAGCAGAUGUGGGCCACUAAGAACAUUGGGUGAUCCUCUUGAGAAGACAAGUUAGAUCUUUAUCCUGAUCCAACAAAAGAAAGCUGCAAUUCUCCAGUCCACCUGGAGGCAAUGGAUCCUCCUUUGAAGACCUUCAGUGUUCUACAUGUUUGCUAAUCUGCAGUGUUUGAUGAUGGCUUGUUCACAAACUUCUUUCAAUCUGAUCUGUACUGGUAUUACCAAUCCAUAACCAUCAUGCCCAGAAGACCUUUAAACUCAACCCACUCUCAAACAAAAUUGAGGAUUGGCUUCAUAGAGCCUUUGAAGAUUGAAUACAUGACAUGGGUGUUGUUAUGGGUUGUGCAGAUAUCUCAACAGGCAGAUGACAUUUGUUCUGACCGAGGCUUCCCAAGAGCAUGAAGCAAACUCCUUGUCCCAACAAAAAACCCUUUUAUUAAUUUACU